AUGUCUGAAGUAGAGCGAGUCAACAUCAUCUUUGUCGGGGCCGGAGCACCCCCCCACGGCCUUCACGUGUCACUGGUCGCCAGAUCCAACUACAAGGCCAUAGAGCAGUCGGGCGUGCAACUCCAGACGCGCGACUUUGGGGACUACACAUUCCGCCCCGAGGUGGCCUUUCCAUCCAUCGAGGCGGCAGCGGCGGCGGCAGACGGCGAUGGAGAAUCCCCGAGGAACUGGGACUACGUGUUUGUCACGACCAAGGCCCUCCCGGACAUCAGCGACGACUCGGCCAUGAUCGCCCCCCUCGUCGGGCCGCGCACGUGCAUCGUGCUCAUCCAGAACGGCGUGGGUGUCGAGGACCCUUUCCGCCGCCGGUUCCCCGACACGUCGAUCGUGAGCGGCGUCACCAUCGUCAGCGCGGAGCAGACGUCCCCCGGCGUCGUGCGCCAGAACCGUUGGACGAGGAUCAGCAUCGGGCCCUACGCGCACGGGCUCCUUGCGGGCCAGGCGCAGCUGCCGGAGGGGCAGGACACGAGCGACGAGGUCAUCCGCUCGCGCAGCGCAAAGUGCACGGACGACCUGGCGAGGUGGUGGGCCGACCUCGGCGGCAUCCGUGACGUGGAACCCCACGACGAGAUCGGCCUGCAGACGGUGCGGUGGCACAAGCUGUGCAUCAACGCCGCCAUGAACCCCUCCGCCGUGCUGUCGGGCGGCCGGGGCAACGCCGACAUGGUCACCGACCUGGAGCUCCGGAGGCACCUCGAGGCCGUCAUGUGGGAGAUCUGGGACGCCGCACCGCGUGUGCUCGGGCGUCCGCUGCCGGACAACGUCGCCACGCCCGACAAGAUCCUGAGGAGCACGGAGAAGAACACGGGGGCCAGACCGAGCAUGCUGCUCGACUGGGAGGCCAGGAAGCCCAUGGAGCUCGAGGUCAUCCUGGGGAACCCUGUGCGCAUCGCCAGGGCAAAGGGCGUCGAGAUGCCUAGGCUGCAGAGCCUCUAUGCUUUGUUGAGGUCGGCGCAGGAAGCUAGAAAGAGGGAGGGGAAGUUGUGA
This is a messenger RNA of Geosmithia morbida, 1047 nucleotides long. Its product is annotated as Ketopantoate reductase. Gene Ontology annotation, cellular component: cytoplasm. NCBI's taxonomy places the organism in Eukaryota, Fungi, Ascomycota, Sordariomycetes, Hypocreales, Bionectriaceae. Gene Ontology annotation, molecular function: oxidoreductase activity. Bases 1 to 1047 code for a protein of 348 amino acids. The transcript has 3 exons. The record is from RefSeq and is a predicted model, not a curated record.